Anopheles maculipalpis is the source of this 745-nucleotide messenger RNA. RefSeq lists its product as uncharacterized. Bases 6 to 695 code for a protein of 229 amino acids. NCBI's taxonomy places the organism in Eukaryota, Metazoa, Arthropoda, Insecta, Diptera, Culicidae. The transcript is spliced from 5 exons. The record is from RefSeq and is a predicted model, not a curated record.
CAAAGAUGCAGCACUUCAAAACGCUAACGUUGACGGCGUUGCUGUUGGUGGCGCUGCUGGCCGCCGGCAUCCGGGCGUCACCGCAGGGCGACGAUUCGGCGAAGGCGAAUCGGAACAGUCUGCUGCUCCGGCGUGGUAACGUUGGGCGACCGCUAGGUCGUACGACACCGACCACCACCACCACCACCACACCAUCGUCCGCGGACUACGCCGAGGACGAGUACGCAGAUAACUACGACGAGGGUAAGGGCGAGGAUGGUGGCGACGACGGUGGGGAGGAGGGUCCCGCAGGUGGCAAGCAGCCCACCACUACCACCACCACGACGGAGGCACCGAAAAAGAUACGCCCGAGCAUUCGCCCAUUCCGCAGCAACGAUGAUCUGCUGACAGCGCUGAAGAAGCGGCGCCAGGAGUCGAAGAACAGCAAACCUGCUGCCGCACCGAAGGAGAAGGUGUACGAUGACGAGGACGUACCCGCACCAGCCGCCCCAGCGAAAAGCGCGAAAGCUCCCGCAAUCGUUCCGAGCAAACGGCGGUUCGGUAGUGGUGCGGCACGCAAGGACGACCACUCGGCGGACGCAUCCAGCAACGAUGGUCACGACGGUGGUAGUGACGGUGGUAGCAGCAGCAACAGCAAUGGAGCCAAGUCCCUAAUCGGACGCUUGGGGCGAUCGCGGUUCGCACUGAAGCAGUGAACCACCAGCCCUCGAUGGGCAUCUCCACCAUAAUCCUGAUGCAGGAUGCG